Messenger RNA from Belonocnema kinseyi, 5584 nucleotides. RefSeq names its product protein sprint (gene spri). Gene Ontology annotation, molecular function: small GTPase binding; guanyl-nucleotide exchange factor activity. NCBI's taxonomy places the organism in Eukaryota, Metazoa, Arthropoda, Insecta, Hymenoptera, Cynipidae. The coding region runs from base 474 to 4616 and encodes 1380 amino acids. The record is from RefSeq and is a predicted model, not a curated record. The transcript is spliced from 17 exons. Gene Ontology annotation, cellular component: endocytic vesicle; cytosol. Gene Ontology annotation, biological process: vesicle-mediated transport; signal transduction.
CAGUGCGACGUCGAUGGAGUUCGAGUUCCGGAUGUCCGGUGGACCGCGAUUUUCAAUUUUAUUUUUAUUUCAUCGUCCCCCCACAUUUCCGAGUUCUUAUCCGAUGACGCAUUCUCUAACCAGGAAGUCUAAUUGCAAACAAGUUUGGACCUGUUCACAUUAAUCAACCCACUAUUCAAUUUAACAGUCAGUGCUCGCCAGCAGGACCGUGUUUUAUUCCGCAAAUGAAAAAUAAAAACAGGGACAAAAAUUCGGGAAACGAAAAGAAAUCAAUUGACGAAAAGAUGGUUUUGAAUACUGAACGAUUGAAUGUGAAAAAUCAAGUGAAAUAAAGUGGAAAGGAUAAAGAGGUACUUUGGUAGCCGCUGUGCAGGAAACUCUUGAAAACUUUGGCAAUGAACGUUCGACGUGAUUUACGUAUCUAAGACGGGAAUUUCGAUUUUGUCGAAAGUUUUUGAAGUUUGAUAGUGAUUAUGUUACCUCCGAUCAUAAACAACAUCAACAGUAACAUACUGACUCUUUAUACAAACUCUGGAAAUAAUGGAAGAAAUACAAACACUCGUGCCUCGAGGGGUCGUUAUGCGGAAAUUGGCGUUAAAAGGAAUGAUGUCUUCCUGGAACCGUAUUUGCAGCAACACGGAACUGUUCAGGUCGUUGGAUCUCCAAGUACACCGCCACCAAAUCCACUCCAACACCAACUUACGCAGCUACACCAUGUACAGAGCGAAGAAUCUUUAUCAUCCGAAGGUUCUGCAACCUCCCAUGGAUCUUCAGCUUCGACGGAAGAUUCGGGUAGCGAAGUUGCCUGCAACAUAACUCUUAUCGAAAGGCUCAUUAGAUCUCAUCCCAUUUGGUUCCUCCCUGGUAUUCAAAGAGCCGGUGCCUUCCACUUGUUGCAGGGAAAAGAAGAGGGGAAUUUUGUCGUUCGACAGUCAAGUCAAAGUGACACAAUGGCACUUUCUGUUAGACUUCCACCUGGAAAGGGUCCUUACAUCGAACAUUACCUCAUCCAAUCCAACAAGGGAAAAUUAAGUUUAGAAACGAGCGAAAACAGAUUCGACAAUAUCCCUUCACUCAUCGCCCACUAUUCCCAAUGUUGUGACGAAUUACCAGUACAACUGAUACUACCAAGGGCCAUGAGGGAAGCAAAAAAUCGACAACAACUCUCAUCAUUAGCUCUUUUGGGUCAAGAAUUUUGGAGGUAUCCAAUGGCUAAUCCCAAACCUCCAGAAAGUGGAAGCAGUAAUACUUCGAGCUUAAGCAGUUUUCAUUGUGGCAACAACAAUAACAUCAUUAACACUCCCACCUCAGAAAGUAUUGUGCUCAACUUGUGUCCAAUCUCAUCACAUGAUACAGCGAGUUCCUCUCCAACGAGUACAGUAACGACGUCGACCUUCGCCUCAUCAUUGCCACGCCAACCAAGGCCGACGCCUCCGAAUACUUUAAACUUGACGACGUUUAACGAACCAUUCGAUGCCAAAAAAGAAAGGCUGGAGAAGCUUUCACCAAGUGAGAAGCUUUCUCAGAAGCUCAUUUCGCCCAACCUGGUUCAGAGCGUUCGUUGCCCCUCGCCUGUGAUCCAUAAUGUAGAGAGUAAUGUUCUUAGCCCCUUGGAGUCGAGCGCCAACACCGAGACAACCAAAAGUAUCGAAGUUCAGACCUCCAAGUCAGUCGUCGAGUUUUCCAGGAGCAAUAAGGUCUCCUCGGUCACCUCUUCUACCUCGAACUUCCAUCAGAAUCUCGCCAAUUUCAAUAAUCUCUCGCGCACGAAUUCACCCAUCCUGCCGGAAAUGAAUAAGAACCUCGUAGAGAGUCAGGGAUCGGCACAGAACAUCAAAACACCACCUCCACCGCCCCCCAGAUGGGCGAAGCCUGGCAUCAGUCAAAGUCAAACCAAUUUCACCGUUACCACGACAGUGAGCUUCAAUGUCAAUCAGAUUAAUGAGUCCUCAUCACAGCAAAAUACACCAUCGGAUCCCAGUACUUCAUUGCUCUCUCCUCAAAGUGCCACAUCGACGAAAUCCUUGUCUUCGAACUUCUCAUCAAAAUCGCCGUUAUCCCCAACGACUCCAGUGCUCUCUCCAUCAUCAAAACUAGUCUGUUCGAAAACUCCAAGCAUCCUCUCUCCCACGACGCCCUCGAGUACCAGCAAAUCCAAACGUCGAAGAGACCGUGACGCCAGGAAAAAUUCACAACACUACCAAGAAUCCGACAUCCUCGAAUCUUAUUACCGAAGUUCCCCAGGCGACAAAAUUUCGGAUUAUGAGGACAUCUGGAAUACGACAGACCAGUCGAAUCACUCCACUUGGUGUCCUAAUGAAAGAGUAGCUCGUGGCGAAGUCCAAGUUGAUCGCUUGAAAAAUUCGAACGAUCGGUUGGUGGGUUCAGAAAGAGUUUUGAGUCCUGGAGAAAAAUCUUCUAAUGAAAGGCUAGUGGCUAAUGACCAGCUCGUUCCACGGAAUGAAAGGCUUGUGAUUCGUAAUGAUAAAUCUGUGGGAAAUGAGAAGCUGAGUUAUAAGGAAGUAACGAGUCAGGAGUUCACUAGCUUCAAACCCAUUAUUGAAGCCAAGUGUCCAGACAGUGGAUCUCUUAAUGAAACGGGGAUGGGGAAGAGACCAGAUCUUCUGUCUAGAGUUUGCAGUGCUAAUUCUCUGAACAGUCCAAACACGAUAACACCUCCAAAAAAUAAGUUAGGCUUGCAUCUGGCAAAAUCUGAAAGCAAUAGUCCUUUGACUCCGGAAUCGAAACAAGGAAGCCCCUUCUACGCUGAACCAGCAGAUGCUAUCAAUCAAAAUGCUAUCGUCGUGCCCAGGAGACGACCAAAAAAUAAUUCCGCAACGAACAAAUUUCGACAUAGUGAACCUGGGUGGUUACAAACGCCAGUUGGAAAUAAUGCGAAUCAACUUCAUCCCAUUGAUUGGGAAGAACCGGAAGAAAUGGAAGAUAAAACGCCACUUAUAUCGUCCUCUGUGGACAAUUUGGCGAAAAGAUUGGGGUCUAGGGAAAUUAAGAAACUUCCGACAGCAAAACCUGUGCAACCACCGAAAAUCAAGGCGAAAAUCUUCACUGAUACGUCGUGGGCUGUAGAUUCCAGUUGGGAAUUUAUUGGGAAUGAUGCAGAAGAACAUGAACCAGAUUACGAUUUUGAUACUAAUUAUGCAGCUGAUAAUGUUGCAAGAAAAUUCCCUGAUGAAGAAAGCGACAAAUAUAUUAUCGGCAAUACCUUGACUGUGAAGAGUAUCAUUCUUCAAAGGUACCCUGAACUUUUGAAACCUCCAGAUACUACGGAGUCUCUUUAUAGUGAUAGAAAUUCUUCAUACGACAACGUAGAGAGAAGAAACGAAAGAAAUGGUACAUUCGAAUCGAAAAAGGAUCAAAUUUACGAUCCUUCCGAAUGGGAAACCAUGCUGGACACGGACGAAAGUGAUGUGGAGAGACUGAAAAGGAAUAAAAGCUUCAAGGAACGUUUGGAUCCCCUCUUGUCACCUCCAAGACUGCAAUCUUUAAGAAACCGAGAAGCUGGAGGAACAGGAUCAACAAUAAGAGCCUAUGCUCUUCAUCUAGCGGCUGAUAAAUCCACCACCUUCUCCCAAAAUAUCGACAAUUUCAUCCAAUGCACCAAGGAGGGCAAAGAAGCGAGUCCUCAUGUGGUAAUGAGGAACAUGAGACAGUUUAUGUCUGGAAUGAAGAACUACUUGGUGAAACAUGGUGAACGAGAAUUUGAAAAGGAAGUUGAAAAAGAGAGAGUCAAACUAAAAGCCAACGAAUUUCUCAAUUUGGAUGCUAUCCUGGAAGAAGUAAUGAUGGGCCUUGUUGUUCGUCCUCUCAGGGAACAUGUCUAUCAAUUAUUUGUCGACCACUAUGCAGCCAAUGAAUCUCUCAAUACCCUUUCUGAGAGCAUUCAGUUUGCCCAGGGAAAGCACAUUCAGGAUUUGGGAGUUCGGCCUAAGAUCAUUCCACCAUCAGAACAAAACCUCGAGCGAAUUUUCAAGAACAUAGAACGUCUGCAAAGAGUCGAUUCUCCGCUCGACAAACUGGAAAACCUCCUUUCAACUAUUUCAGCUAUUUUCAAUUCUGUAAAGCAAUCGAACUCCGGUAGGCAUGUGACUUUGGGUGCAGACGAUCUUCUUCCACUUCUCGUUUGGGUUUUGGUCCGAGGAAGAGUCAUCGAUGCAGAAAUUGAGGCUGAGUAUAUGUGGGGCCUCUUACAUCCGUCUCUUCUCACUGGAGAAGGUGGAUAUUACCUCACAACCCUCUCGAGCGCAGUACACGUUCUGAAAACCUUCAAGUCUAGUCAGGGAACAAUGUCCACGUUGAAUGGAUGCGGAUCGCCUGACUGUUCAUCAGUUUUGCGAAUCCUAGUUCCGGAUGAACUUCAUGGUUCUCUCAACACGAGAACUCUGCCUGUACGACCAAACAUGAGUACUCGAGACGUUUGUCGCAUUCUUGCGCAUAAAAUCCGAUGUACAAAUCCUCAGGAUUAUGGCCUCUUUAAACUAGUUCAAGGAGAUGAAACGUUACUCGGGGACCAAGAAUCUCCCCAGGAGCUCUCGCACUGCCUAUUUGCCUACAAGAGAAUAGACGCAAAGAUCGCUUGGCCGAAAACCGAUACAUGAAUCUUUUGAGAUCCCGAUCAGUACUCCUUUAUCAGCAUUAACUCAAGUCUGCGGCAUUGUUACGAAACUGUAAUCACAUCUGAAAAUCGGCCUUCGACUUUCAAUGGACGGUAGAUAAUACAGGGAAAUCGAUGUGUAUCUAAACUGUAGAAAGAUCUCGACUCAAUAUCAGCAGGAGCUCUUAAACUUACAUUGUUUAAUACCUAAUCAGUAAUCACGGCUCAGUGCAAUCUUCCGGAAAUAUCUACUAGAUCAUUAAAUUACUACAGCUGUAUCGCUAAUUGCAGGAAAAUCUUUGAGUCGAUGGCUAAUUAGCAAAACUAUAAAUACCUACAAAAUUAUGCAAGACCUUCCUGAUUCCGUAUCGAUUUAAUAAACCUCGUAGAUAGUCUUUUUUUGUCAAGCGGCAAUACUUAUAUGAUAAGUAUCCAAUUUAUAGGAUCUUAAUCCAAUCCUUGGAUUGUACCACUUCAUCGAUCUAAAUUACAGGGCUCGGAUCGACUCAAAGACUUAAUAAAGUCACAUAAAAUGUUUCAAGAUAAGACUAAAUGUCUGAAAUGAUAACUUUAUUUGUUUAGUGAUAUAGGGCACAUAAUUCUUAUUAAUUUUACAAUAUUCAUUGUACAGUCAAAAUAAACUUUAUAGUCAAAGAAAUUUUUUUGCAAGUCAUUUAGCUUGAAGGUUUAAAAUAUUUGUUUCUUAACUGUUCAUCUUUUCAGCUUAUUUUCAAAUGAGAAAGUUUACUUGAAAUUACUCAUUUAUUCAGACUUUAAAGUUGAGUAUGUAUAAUUUAAAUAUCAAAUUAUCCAUCUUCUAAUAAUUUAGACUUCAGAGCCUAAAAUUCUCUUUCAACAGGGGAAGUUGCGUGAUUUUUCACGAAAAUAGGGCAAUAAAUUCUUUUAAAGAGUAUAAAUAUAGAUACAGUAUUGAAUUCAAUAUGAAACGCUGUAAGUUUCUAAGAUUUCAAG